Messenger RNA from Plasmodium falciparum 3D7, 4410 nucleotides. RefSeq names its product putative spindle assembly abnormal protein 4 (gene SAS4). NCBI's taxonomy places the organism in Eukaryota, Apicomplexa, Aconoidasida, Haemosporida, Plasmodiidae. The record is from RefSeq and is a predicted model, not a curated record.
AUGAAAAAAAUUAAAGACGAAUUUGAUGAUUAUUAUGAUGCGUAUGAAGAAAAUUGGUCCCCCGAUACAUUUGCCGAAUUGGAAUCAAGCCAAAGUUUAGAAAAAACAAUAAAGAAAAAAAUGUACAAAGAAGAAUUUGAGCAAAACAAUUUUUUUUGUGCGGCAAAGGAAAUAUAUUCAAACAACUCCGAAAAUGUGCAAGGGGAUAAUAAUGAUAUAAUAAAAAAAGAAAUAACUAAUGAUGAUAAUAAUGAAAUGAAAAAGGAAAAUAUAGGAAAUAAUGAUAAUAAUAAUAAUAAUAAUAAUAAUAGUCAUUUGGUAUUAGAUAUCGACGGAAAUAUCGAUUUUACUGAGGAAAACGUUGAAGGUUCUAAUAAAAAUGAAUAUGAAAAUGAUUUUGAUGAAAGUAAAUGGACUCAUCAUUUUAAUGAAGAAAAUAAAAAGGAAGAUACAAACACGUUAUAUGAAGAAAGGAAAGAUGAAGUAGAUGAAAACAGAAAAAGUCAUGAAGAAAUUAAUUUAUUUAAAGAUAUAUAUGAAGAAUUAGAAAAUUCCCAAAAUGAAAAGGAAAAAAGCUAUGUGGAUUAUUCAUAUAAUGAAAAUUAUUCUAAUAAAAAAAAUGAAAAUUCUGAUUCUUUUUUCAAUAAUUUAAAUAUAUAUAGUAAUAAUAUAGAAAGAAAUCAUGAUGAGAAGGAUGAUUCGUUAAGUGUCUUUAAUAGGAACGAAUCGGAUUUAAAUUUAUUAGAUGAUAUAAAUGAUAGCAAUACUUAUAACAAUAGGAGCAAGGAUAAAAAUGAUUUCAGUCCAUGUAGUAAUAAUAAUAAUAAUAAUGAUAAUAAUAAUUAUAAUUAUAAUAAUAAUAAUUAUAAUAAUAAUAAUGAUAAUAAUAAUAUGAAUGAUAUUUUCGAGAAGUGUCAUAUAUAUGAAAAAAACGAAGAAUAUGAGAAUUAUUCAAACAAUUCAUUUUCUCAUAUUUUACAGAAAGAAGAAAAAAAUUAUGAUAAUACAAUGGAAAAUAAAACCGAUAUGAUGAAUGUAAACAAUUUCGAAAGAUAUAAUUUAAAAGAUGAAAACGUAAGUUUACAAAAUGAUGAUAUCAUGAGCCUUAUCAGUGAAAGGUUACAAGAAGAUAAAAAUAAAAAUUUUAUGGAUUAUAGUUUUUAUAAUAAUACUUGUACAAGUUAUAAUGAUAAGGAUAUAAAAAAUAUCGUAUCAAAUUAUGAUAUGUCAAAUGAUAUAUCGAAUAAUUUAUCUAAUAUUAUUUCAAAUAUGAUAUCGAAUAAUCUAUCUAAUAUCAUAUCAAAUAAUAUAUCAAAUUAUAAUAUAUCCGAUAGUAUUAAUUCAAAUCAUAUAAUUUCAAAUAAAAAUAAUUUAAAAUAUAAUAAUAGUAUUAAUAAUAAUGACAGCACUAUAGAUAAUGGAACGAAUAGUUCCAAUCAUAUAAAUUAUAGUAAUAAUAAUAUGAAGGAUAAUACAUCUUGUAUAUAUGAUAAUUAUGAUCGUAGAUUGCAUAAUAGUUCAUCAUCCUAUAGAGAUAUGUGCCAUGAAAGGAAUGAUAAAGACACCAAUAUUAAAAGUGAUAUUAUUACUACAUGUUUAGAUAAUGAUUAUUCUAAUAUGAAUUAUAGUUCUGAUAAUUCUUAUGUAGAUAAGGAGAUCAAGCGUAUGUUUGAUGAAGAUAAUUUACAAGAUGGUUCAAUAGAAUAUAACAAUAAUUAUAAACAAUUUGAUAAAUCGAUAAACAAAGAACAUAAUAGUGAAAAGACAGACACACGAAACGAGAUAAAUAAUACUAAAAAUAAUGAUACAAAGAUAAAUAUAAAUAGGUAUAAUGAAGAAUGUUACCCUAGAGAACAUUUGGAAAAACUUGAAAAGGAAUUAAUAAUGAAUGAAAAAAAUAAAAUAAAUAAUUAUACUGAAAGUGAUAUAUAUAAUACUAGCGAAAAAAAAACAAAAUGUGCAUUAGAAAAAGAAGUAAAUGAUGAAGAGAUUAAAACAAGGGAAAAUAGUAUUGAUAUUUGUGUAGAUCUAAAUGAUGAAGAACCUUGGGACGAAAAUAUAAAAAGAGAAAACAACAAUGACAAGAAAAGAUUAACUUAUAAGAAUGAAAAAUAUAAUAAAUACGCAAUUUUGAAAGAUAAGGGUUCAAAAAUGAACAACAACAACAACAACAACAACAACAAUAAUAAUAAUAAUAAUAAUAAUAAUAUUGAAAGGAACAACGUGAAUGUUAUAGGGGAGAAAAAGAAGAAACAAACUAAAAAGGAAACAUCACAAAAUAAUAAUAAUCAUAAUAUUAAUAAGAAAGAAAAGAUUAUAUCUACAAAAUUAAUAAACCAAACGAACCAAAGUGAUAACCUAAAGGAACUAGGAAAUGAAUUAAAUAAUCAGAUAAAUAAACUCGAAAAAGAACAAGAUAAAGUUAAAAAGCUAGAAUAUGAAUUAAUAGCUAAAAGUGCAGAAAUGGAAUUAGAAAGAGAAGAAAUGAAAAAUAACAUGGAACAAGAAAAAAAAAAAAUGAUGAAAACUAUUGAAGAAGAAAAAAAAAAAUGGAAUAAAGAAAAAAAAAGAAUCGAAGGAGAAGUAGAGAAACAAAGAAAUAUUAUAAUGCAUAAAAGAAAAUUAACAAACGAAAUAGCAAUGUUCAAAAAUAGAAUAAAAGAAUUAGAAGAAAAUUUAGAAAAAGAAAAAAAAGAACAUAGAAUUCUUGUAGAGAAAUUAAAAAAAAAGAUAGACAAUUUAAAAAUUGAAAAUGAAAAAAUUAAAACUGAAUUAAAAAUAUCAAAUGAAUAUAGAAAUAAAUUAGAAGUAUAUCAACAAAAUACUAUUAUGAAAUUAGCUACAACUGUUAAUAAAAAAAAAAACCAAAAGUAUAAAAGUAAAAAUUUUCUAAAUACAUCAUCUGAAUCGUCCAUUCAAGAAGAAAUAUAUAAUAAUAGUAAUAAUAAUAAUAAUAAUAAUAAUAAUAAUAAUAAUAAUAGUAUAGACAAUAGCGAUAUUAUAGAUAAUCACCAUUAUGCUAAAAAUAAAUCACAUGAUACAAAAAAAAUUAAUAAAUUUGAUAUAGACAAAAGCUUGUUGGACUCUUCAGAUAAUUCUGAUGAAAUAAAAAAAAUUAUUAAUCAUAAAAAGAAUAAUAUACAUAAAGAUUUAGAAAUUAUAUAUAAUAGUUCUACUAACACAGAUGAUGGAAUUUAUAACAACAAAAUAAAAAACAAUAUAAAAAUAAAAAGUAAUAAUAAUAAUAAUAAUAAUAUGAACUUGAAAAAUAACAAAAAUAAAUUUACAUUGGAUAAAUUAUUUAUUCAAAACAAAAAAGAUAAAGAUAGUUAUAAAAAUUCAGAUAAUAAUAAAAUUGAUGAAGAAUAUAUAAAUAAAAAUUUAAAGAGAAUGAGAUCAAUAAUUAAAAAUAAAAAAAAAUACCUAGAAGAUAAAAUGUCUAAUCAUGAAAAUGAUGAUACUUGUAGUUUACUAACUACUACAAACGAAAUUAAUUUGAAUGACAAAGAAGUAUUUUUUUAUGAAAACUGUAAAAAGAAUAAGGAUAAAAUUUCAUUUAAUGAUGAUAUAAAUUAUGCAAAUAAUAAAUCAAAUAUAAAAUAUGAUAAAAGAACAUCAAAUAAAGAGGGCGGUGAUAUUAUAUAUGAAAAUAUGAAUAAAAAGAAAAACAAAGGUAGUACAUUAAAUGAUAACAAUAAUAAUAAUAAAAUAAUGAAACCGUCUUUGGUUAAUAAUACAAAUGAAAUAUAUAUGAGUGAUCUUAAUACGAAUGAGCAUAAUGAAACUUCGUACAAGCCACAUAGAAAUUAUUCUACUAGUAAUCAAAAAGGAAAAGAUGAUAUUAUAAAUAAUAAAAUAUUAUCUAAAAAAAAAACAAAUAGUACGGAUAGUUAUAAUAAAAAUAAUAAUAUAGGUAAUGAUAAUAUUUUAAAACCUUUUGGUAAGGACUGGGAUUUUGUAAUAAACUUUGAUUUCGACGAAUUAUUCAAUCAAUGUGAAAAUGUUAUAGAAUCUAUUUUUUCCUCAUCCAAAAAAAUAAAAUAUAGACAAGCAUUUAUUGAUGGAAAGGUGGAAACUUUAUUUGAUGAUGGGUUAAAAUUAAUUGAGAAAAAUAGAAAUAAAAAAAUUAUGCAUCCAAGUAAUAUAACAAUAUAUCUGUAUCCUACCAAAGAUUACAAGGCACAUUUUCCCAAUUCGUACAUGUUAUUUCGAUUUGUUAAUAAAGGAAUAUAUCAGGUGAACAUACCAAAUAAAUGUCAACUAAACAAAUUUCCAAGUGGACAAGUGGAUUGUAAAUAUACUGAUGGUCAUAUACAAAUACUAUUUUGUGAUGGAAAAAGAAAAGAAAUACUACCCAACAGGGAAGAGUAUGUUAUAUUACGAAACGGAACUAUAAAAAAGUUAAAUUAA